CUCUCUCUUUCGAAUUUGGAAAGAAGAGAAUAUUGUGAAGAGAGAGAGAGAAACAUUGCACCCAACUCAUUCGGUCGGAAGCUCAUUUGCCCCCAUUUCAUCUUCCUCCCCUUCCUCUCUGUCUCGCUCUCUCCCCCUCUCUCUCUCUGUCUUCUUCUCAUUCGCAUUCCUGUGUCCAACUCCGCGUCUCCAAUUCCCAUCGGAAGUUCGGCCGGCCGUCGAUCUCACCUGCAGAUUAGGCGGUGAAUUUGAGCUGGUUUCCAUCUGAUCUCGAGAAUCGGAUCGACUUCUUAUUGGUGCAAUUGGUGCAGAUUUGAAGAGGUCUAAUCCUAUUAUAAGCAGCAAAGAUGAAGAAGGUGUUUGGACAAACGGUCAGGGACCUCAAGAGAGAAGUGAACAAGAAGGUGCUUAAAGUUCCAGGAAUAGAACAGAAGGUUCUUGAUGCUACUAGCAAUGAAGCAUGGGGUCCACAUGGGACACAUUUAGCUGAUAUUGCUGCAGCCUCCAAAAACUAUCAUGAAUGUCAGAUGAUCAUGGCGGUAAUCUGGAAGCGCAUCAACGAUACAGGAAAGAAUUGGCGUCAUGUCUAUAAAGCAUUGAUUGUUUUGGAGUACCUAGUUGCAAAUGGUUCUGAAAGGGUCAUUGAUGAGAUCAGGGAACAUGCAUACCAAAUUUCGACAUUGGCCGAUUUCCAAUAUGUUGAUUCCGGUGGUAGGGAUCAAGGGAGCAACGUCAGAAGGAAGUCUCAGAGUCUUGUUAUGCUUGUGAAUGAUAAAGAACGAAUUGCGGAAGUUAGACAGAAGGCAGCUGCAAAUAGGGACAAGUUCCGCAAUACGAACCCAGGCAGUGGAAUGUACAGGCCAGGAGGAUAUGAGGACGAUCGGUACAGUAGCAGAGAUGAGUAUGGCUAUGGGAGAGAUAGAGAAGGGGGCUACAGGGAUGAUGACCGCAGUAGUCGAAAUGCAGAUUCUUAUAGUCGUGAUGGAGAUCACUACAGCAAGGAUUCUGAAGAACGUUAUGGGAGAGACGGUUACAGGGAAGAUGACUACCAAGAUCACCAAAAUGGAUCGAGGAGUAGAAGCGUGGAUGGAGAUCGCUCUCCUGAUGAUGGUCAAUAUUCGGCUCAGGGGCUUGAUCGGAAAUUCUCUGACCAAAGUAUCAGUGGGCCUCCUAGUUAUGAAGAAGCAGUAGGUGAAUCUCGAAGUCCCGAGCAAAAUGGAAGGGACCAAGAGAUUCCGUCAGCAUCUGUUCCUAAACUUUCUUCACCCACUGUAAGCCAUGAUGCUAGCCCUGCUAAUGCACAUGGCCCUUCUCCACCCCCUGCAAAGCAAGAAGUUGAGGGCUUUGAUGAGUUUGAUCCACGAGUCCCUGUUUCAGCUGCUCCUACUAACAGCAAUGCUGAAAUGGACUUGCUCGGCUCAUUCUCAGACUCUUUCUCUUCAAAUCCUUUGGCAGUCACGCCAGCAACAUCUACUGGGCCGAAAGCUGAAGCCUUUGCUGCUAAUACUGGUCUUGGAGCAUCUGAUGUUAUGCAACAGCCAUUUGAUGAUCCAUUUGGUGAUGCUCCAUUCAAAGCUCUUCCUUCAAAUGGCAACAGCAACCCAGCUCAACCCUCUGCUGACACAUCAACAUCUUCUUUCCCACUGAGUACAAACCAAACUUCUGACCUGCAUCAGCAGGCAGCGUCACUGCCUGACUUUAAUUUUGGGGACUCAUUCACUGCCCUAACUUAUGCUUCACCAGACUCAUCUCAGUUCCCAUCUCAAGACGCCUCAAACCCUGAGGAAGAAGUUGAUAUUUUGGCUGGCAUUCUCCCUCCAUCGGGUCCCUCUCCUGUCACCGCUGCACAUACUCCAUUUUCAGCUCCAAGUGCGCAACAUCUACAGUCGAGUACUACAGCUUAUGGAGAUUUCGGUACUCAGGGUGGACCUGCUACGAUAUCAACUUCACAAGUGUCCCCUCAUGCCGAUAUGCCGUUUAACCAAGGGAACUUAUAUCAUACAUCGGGGAAUCCAGCUUCUCCUUUUUCAGCACCAAGUGGCCAGUCAGAUGCUGGUUAUGGAGAUUUUGGUUCACAGGCGGGGUCCACUACUUCAGUAACUCCACAAAUGACUCAUCAAGCCCCAAUUGGAACAGAUUGGCAGUCCAAUCAUGGACAGUAUCAACCCCAAACAGGACCUUUGCCUGCACAAUCUAGCGGUCAUAGCUAUGGUGAUUUUGGUUUGCAAGCCGGAGCGGUUGCUCCCACUACUUCACAAGUGUCUCCUCAGUUACAAGCUGGGACAAAUAUGCAGUUUAACCAAGAAAAUUUCCAACACCAAAUGGAACCUUCAGCUUCUCCAUUUUCAGCUCAAUCUCAGAAUGGGCAGGCUAUGCGGCUGAACAAUGGGGAUCUAGGCCCGCACGCAGGACCCGCUACUCCUGUAACUUCUCAAAUGUCUCCUCAGGCACCAUCUGGAAUGGAUAUGCCCUUUAGCCAUGGAAACCUCCAAAACCAAACUGGACCUUCAGCUUCUCCAUUUUCAUCUCAAUCUCAAAAUGGACAAGCUAUGCAGCCUAACAAUGGGAAUUUCAGUUCACUGGCUGUACCUCCUACAACAGGAACUUUGCAAAUGCCCCCUCAGGCACAAGCUGGAAUGAACAUGCCAUUCAAUCAUGGAAACUUCCAAAACCAGACCGGACCUUCAGUUUCUUCUACAUAUUCAGCUUCUCAGACUAAUAAUGGACAGACUAUGCAGCCUAAUACUGGUGCUCCAUUUCCUCAGUAUGCGUCUACACCAUUCACCAAUGGAAGCGUUGUACUGCCUGGAGGACCUUCUGCUGGCACAUUUUCACAUAAUAUGAUGCCUCAAACUCCGAAUGGAUCUGCUGGGCAGCUUAACAACAAUAACUUCUUCCCACAGCAGGUUUCUGGUCCUCCCACUUCCCAACAAGCUGUAUCAGCAAACAGAGACGUCCUUGGCAACAUGCUUCCUCAAACUGGACUGCAGCAGUCGCACAUGAACUCACAGCAGCCAGUUUCAUCUUCGGCCGGACCACUGGCCAUUGUUCCUCAACAACCAUCAAAGGAAAAAUUCCAGACCAAGUCAACUGUGUGGGCUGACACUCUAAACCGAGGGCUUGUCGACUUGAAUAUAUCUGGACCAAAAACCAAUCCUUUGGCAGAUAUAGGAGUUGAUUUUGACUCAAUAAACAGGAAAGAAAAGCGGAUGGAGAAACAGCCUGCUACUCCAGUAACGUCGACAAUCACCAUGGGCAAAGCUAUGGGUUCGGGUUCAGGAAUGGGGCGGGCAGGCUCUAUCAGGCCUCCCUCGAAUCCCAUUGCUGGUAACAUGGGUGGCAUGGCCAUGAGUGGCAUGGGAGGCAUGGGAAUGGGUGGUGGUCAUGGUCCCGGCAUGGGCAUGGGAAUGGUUGGUGGCCAUGGUUCGGGCAUGGGCAUGGGUGGUAGUCAUGGCAUUGGCAGCAUGGGCAUGGGUGGGAUGGGAGCAGGCUAUGGAGGAAUGAAUCAACAGCCAAUUGGCGGCAUGGGCAUGGGGAUGGGAAUGGGGAUGAACUCGGGUUACAAUAACAUGGGCAUGGGGAUGAACCCUGGAAUGGGGCAAGGAGCUCCCCCAAUGCAACAGCCCGGGAGUGGGUACAACCACCCCAUGAUGGGUGGGAGUGGAUAUCCUCAACAACACUAUGGUGGAGGCUACAGAUGAGAAACAAUUCAUCGAGAGGUAAAUCUUAGUGGCCAAUCUCAGGCAAGAAAGUUGUUUAAUUGCAGCCCGGGAGCAAAGCAUUGGAAGCUGCAGUUUUUUUGGGAUCAUUAUACAAGGAUAAGAUUUUGGUGAUUCUUUGGGUGGUGUAUUCCUUCGGGAUGAGGAAGAUUUUGUGGCGGGACUGCGAGAUAGAGUGCAGGUGUCGUGAUCUCUGUAAUGGCAACGAAGAUGUGAUCCCUGAUAUGAGUUAUUACAGUCUUUCAUUUGUGUUUGUGCAAAGCAUAUUCUUUUGCCAGUCUAGGGAGGAAUUCUGUUCUGGUAUAUGUUUCAACUUUUGAGGAUGAACAAUAAAUGUCAUUACUGAGAUGACCUGUUUCAUCUGUACAAUAAUUGUAUUAUCAGACCUCAUUGAUUUUGCAAAUUUGCAGCGUCUUAUGCUGAAGA
Messenger RNA from Punica granatum (pomegranate), 4145 nucleotides. The record is from RefSeq and is a predicted model, not a curated record. NCBI's taxonomy places the organism in Eukaryota, Viridiplantae, Streptophyta, Magnoliopsida, Myrtales, Lythraceae.